AUGGCGGGUCCGAGGCUUGAACGCGAAAAAAGCAAACUCCGGCCACCGCAAAGCCAAGAAUGGUCAAAUUGGAAGAAAGCCAUGGUACCCGUGGUAACAAAUGGAUACACCAAAAACCGUGGGAGAAAUCAAGAAGGAUUCAUUUGGAAAAGUAUAUUGGAGGAAGGUACCAUACCCAGUGAUCUCUGUGGAAUUUAUGAAUGGCGAACUAUUCGACAGGGCCAGCCAAAGCGAGUUGUCUAUGUUGAAAGUACAUGUACCCGCGGCCGUCGUGGACCAUUCCAUAGGUUGCAGAACAGAAUUCUUGGCUACUGCUCGACCGGUAACCAAAAAACAGCUUUGAUAAAUGACGCAUUAAGAAGAGGAUAUAAAUUGGACGUCCGUUACAAGGUAGCCAACGACGAGGAGGAUGCUAAAACUCAGGAGAACGAACUGCUGGAAAAGUAUAAUUACGCUUGGAAUAUAAGGAACAAUGGCUUGAGAGCUAUACUACCGUAG
Molecule: messenger RNA, 498 nt
Organism: Porites evermanni
Lineage: Eukaryota; Metazoa; Cnidaria; Anthozoa; Scleractinia; Poritidae
Source: the annotation of a GenBank genome assembly